This is a messenger RNA of Oryza brachyantha (malo sina), 2798 nucleotides long. RefSeq names its product cell division cycle protein 48 homolog. NCBI's taxonomy places the organism in Eukaryota, Viridiplantae, Streptophyta, Magnoliopsida, Poales, Poaceae. The transcript has 9 exons. Gene Ontology annotation, molecular function: ATP hydrolysis activity; ATP binding; polyubiquitin modification-dependent protein binding. Gene Ontology annotation, cellular component: cytosol; VCP-NPL4-UFD1 AAA ATPase complex; nucleus. Bases 116 to 2542 code for a protein of 808 amino acids. Gene Ontology annotation, biological process: retrograde protein transport, ER to cytosol; mitotic spindle disassembly; autophagosome maturation. The record is from RefSeq and is a predicted model, not a curated record.
GUCUCCUCCUCCAAUCUCAUCGCCUUCUCCGCCACCGCGACGCGGUUGGAUUAACGCCGCCGCCGCCGCCGCCGAGACCUGCGCGCGGGGGGCACUCGGGCGCGGGGGCGUUGCCAUGGCGAGCCAAGGGGAGCCCUCGUCGUCGGCCGAUCCGAAGGGGAAGAAGGACUACUCGACGGCGAUCCUGGAGAGGAAGAAGUCGCCGAACAGGCUCGUGGUUGACGAGGCCACGAAUGACGACAACUCCGUCGUCGCGCUGCACCCGGACACCAUGGAGAGGCUGCAGCUCUUCCGCGGCGACACUGUCCUUCUCAAGGGAAAGAAGAGGAAGGAUACUAUUUGCAUUGUCCUUGCUGACGAAACCUGUGAGGAGCCCAAGAUUAGGAUGAACAAGGUUGUUAGGAAGAACCUGAGGGUGCGACUUGGUGAUGUCGUUUCUGUCCAUCAGUGCCAGGAUGUGAAAUACGGGAAACGUGUGCACAUCCUUCCGAUUGAUGACACAGUUGAAGGCAUUACUGGGAACCUGUUUGAUGCCUUUUUGAAGCCAUACUUCCUAGAAGCUUACCGCCCUGUGCGAAAGGGAGAUCUCUUCCUUGUUAGGGGUGGAAUGAGAAGUGUGGAAUUCAAAGUCAUAGAGACUGACCCUACUGAAUAUUGCAUUGUUGCACCGGAUACUGAAAUUUUCUGUGAUGGGGAGCCUGUUAAGAGGGAGGAUGAGGAAAGGCUUGAUGAUGUUGGUUAUGAUGACGUUGGCGGAGUUAGAAAGCAGAUGGCUCAAAUCAGAGAGCUUGUCGAGCUUCCAUUACGUCAUCCUCAACUGUUCAAAUCUAUUGGUGUGAAACCACCAAAGGGCAUUUUGCUGUAUGGACCACCUGGUUCUGGAAAGACCCUUAUUGCUCGUGCUGUGGCUAAUGAGACUGGAGCUUUUUUCUUUUUAAUUAAUGGACCUGAGAUCAUGUCAAAGCUAGCCGGAGAGAGUGAGAGCAAUCUCAGGAAGGCAUUUGAGGAAGCAGAGAAGAAUGCACCAUCUAUUAUUUUCAUAGAUGAGAUUGAUUCCAUUGCUCCCAAGAGAGAGAAGACCAAUGGAGAAGUCGAACGGCGUAUUGUCUCACAGCUGUUGACUCUUAUGGAUGGACUCAAAGCACGUUCCCAUGUUAUUGUUAUGGGUGCUACAAACCGUCCUAACAGCAUUGAUCCUGCUCUUCGGAGGUUUGGAAGGUUUGACCGUGAGAUUGACAUUGGCGUUCCUGAUGAAGUUGGGCGGCUUGAGGUUCUUCGUAUUCACACCAAGAACAUGAAACUAGCUGAAGAUGUUGAUUUGGAACUCAUUGCAAAGGAUACCCAUGGAUAUGUUGGUGCUGAUCUUGCUGCUCUUUGCACUGAGGCAGCUCUUCAAUGCAUUCGUGAGAAGAUGGAUAUCAUAGAUCUUGAGGAUGAGACAAUAGAUGCUGAGAUAUUGAACUCGAUGGCUGUCACGAAUGACCAUUUCAAGACUGCACUUGGUACAAGCAACCCGUCUGCUCUUCGUGAAACUGUUGUUGAAGUUCCUAAUGUCUCUUGGGAGGACAUUGGUGGGCUGGAGAAUGUCAAGAGGGAGCUGCAGGAGACUGUUCAAUAUCCAGUGGAGCACCCAGAGAAGUUUGAGAAAUUUGGAAUGUCUCCCUCCAAAGGAGUUCUCUUCUAUGGCCCUCCUGGCUGUGGUAAAACAUUGUUGGCCAAGGCAAUUGCCAAUGAAUGCCAGGCUAACUUCAUCAGUGUGAAGGGGCCAGAGUUGCUCACCAUGUGGUUUGGAGAGAGUGAAGCCAAUGUUCGUGAGAUAUUUGACAAGGCACGCCAGUCUGCACCAUGUGUGCUCUUCUUUGAUGAACUUGACUCAAUUGCUACUCAGAGAGGAAGUAGUGUGGGCGAUGCUGGAGGUGCAGCUGACAGAGUGCUGAAUCAGCUACUGACAGAGAUGGAUGGCAUGAAUGCCAAGAAGACUGUUUUCAUUAUUGGGGCUACAAACAGGCCUGACAUCAUUGAUCCAGCCUUGCUCAGGCCAGGGCGUCUUGAUCAGCUAAUUUAUAUUCCACUUCCUGACGAGCAAUCUAGGCACCAAAUUUUCAAAGCUUGUCUGAGGAAGUCCCCUGUGGCAAAGGAUGUGGAUUUGAAUGCUCUUGCCAAGUACACCCAAGGCUUCAGUGGUGCAGAUAUUACAGAAAUCUGUCAGCGUGCAUGCAAAUAUGCAAUUAGAGAGAACAUCGAGAAGGACAUCGAGAGGGAGAGGCGGAACAAGGACAACCCAGAAGCAAUGGAGGAGGACGAAGUCGACGAAAUUGCCGAGAUCAAGGCAGCUCACUUCGAGGAGUCCAUGAAGUACGCGCGCCGCAGUGUCAGCGACGCCGACAUCCGCAAAUACCAGGCGUUCGCCCAGACGUUGCAGCAGUCUCGCGGAUUCGGCAGCGAGUUCCGCUUCGAGCGGUCAGAGGCUGGCGCCGGAGCCGCGGCUGAUCCUUUUGCGUCUGCCGCCGCCGUCGCCGAUGAUGACGAUUUAUAUAGUUAGGUUGCCUGUUAUGUCCGUCGUUUGCUCGUCGCCUCUCGUUUGUGUUCAAUAUUGGUUCCAUUUGCCAUGCCCUUUGUUGAACUAAUCAAUCAUACUCCAGAACGCGGCAAAGCCCUCCGGUUAUAUUUAUUUACAAUGCAAAUAGGGAGCUGCUUGGCUGAUGACGAUGUCCUCGGUCUGUAGUCCUGUGGCUGGCUAUUGGACGGUGACAAUUUCUGAAUUUCUCAACGAUAUACACCUAUUUUUUUUUAUUAAA